This is a messenger RNA of Mercurialis annua (annual mercury), 1591 nucleotides long. Its product is annotated as nuclear transcription factor Y subunit A-10. Gene Ontology annotation, biological process: regulation of transcription by RNA polymerase II. The coding region runs from base 286 to 1194 and encodes 302 amino acids. NCBI's taxonomy places the organism in Eukaryota, Viridiplantae, Streptophyta, Magnoliopsida, Malpighiales, Euphorbiaceae. Gene Ontology annotation, molecular function: RNA polymerase II cis-regulatory region sequence-specific DNA binding; DNA-binding transcription factor activity, RNA polymerase II-specific. The transcript has 6 exons. The record is from RefSeq and is a predicted model, not a curated record.
AAGCUUAUUGGUGGCUGGCCUGUAGUUCCAUCACACUUCUAUUCAUCUCCCUUUCUUUUACUCUCUCUCUCUCUCUCUCUCACUCUGUCCCUCUCCUAUUCUUUCUGUUGUUUUAACUUUGCCUGAAUAUAUACCAACAUGCCUCCAAACUAAUGGGGUUUGUUCUGUUUUGCUAGCACUUGAACCCUUGCUUGCUUAUCAUCUCUCUCUGUUAGAAAAUUGCAAAAUAAAGAGUGGGAAUUUGAUCAAGAAUCAAGAAAUAGAGUAAUUUUGGAGGGUUUGUAAAUGGCUGUGAAGACUCUGUAUUUCAAAGAACAUGAAGGAAUUGGGCAGUCAUCAAUGCCUUGGUGGAGUGCUUUUGGGUCUCAAUCUGUUAAUGGUGAAACCUUUGACUUAUUCAAGCUUUCAUCCAUGGAAAAAUUGACGGAAGAAGACCAAUUCAGUGGCUUGAAGCAAACCAGAAACAAUACUGAGCAUGAUCUGAAUAAAAAGAUUUCUGAUACUAAUACCAUUCAAUUCACUGUUUUUCCUGGUGACUGUAAAGUUUCAAGUGAUGGACAAAAACCUCCGCAGACAGCCGAAUAUCAUGGUCAUGUCGACAUGGGAUUUCGCCAGCCGAUGAUUUAUGCAAAAUAUCCUCACAUGGAUCAAUGCUACGGGCUAUUCUCAGCUUAUGGUUCGCAAAUUCCGGGCCGAAUGAUGCUGCCAAUGACCAUGACGACGGACGAAGGGCCAAUAUUUGUGAAUCCUAAGCAGUAUCAUGGAAUCAUCAGGCGCAGGAAAUCUCGUGCAAAGGCUGAACUCAAGAAUAGAUUGACCAGAAAAACAAAGCCUUAUAUGCACCUGUCAAGGCACCUCCAUGCGAUGCGUCGACCAAGAGGAACCGGUGGCCGUUUCUUGAAUUCCGGCACCGGAAAAGGCGGAACAGAAGCAAAGAAAGCCAGCCAUGUUACUCAAAUAUCUCAUCCCACAGCUUCUCAUAGCUCUGAAGUCUUUCAAUCUGAUAGCGGAACUCUAAACUCACCCAAGGAACCAAACAUUUCAGGGUCCGAGGUGACAAGUACGUACUCUAAGAGACAUUUUGAUCAUCACUUCUCGAUCAAUUAUCUCUCGCCACCUGUCCACCCUUUCAUGAUGGACAGUGGACAGUGGAUUGCAGCCGCAGCAGAUAACUGCUGCAACCUGAAAGUUUGACGAAACCGGGAUGGGAUUAGGGCUUAGUUGUUGGCAUGCACUAAGCACCAAAACCAUCCCUUUGUCGCAACCAAAUGAUGUUUGGUUGUCUGGGCAAAUCAUUCUUGGCUCAUAUGCAUCAAGGGCAUUUCUGUCAUUUUUAAAGGAUGAUUAGAGGUGAAACCUUCAUGCAUAUAUAUGUAUAAAAAAAAUAUAAUUAACAAAUAUAUAUAUAAAUAGUGUGGAAAUGAAUAAGUGCAUUACCAUUGUGUAAUGAUGAUGUGAAAUUCUGGUUUGUGUUUCUUGAAGUUAGAUGUUUGCUGUCUGGUUUUCAGACAUUGUGUAAUAAAAUGUAUUCUGCAAAUUGUAAGGAUUAUUCAAGAUGUAAUUUGUAAGGAUAAUAUGACUUUGUGAACUA